AUGAUUUCGGUGGCACCGGCGUCUAAUGAAUUCUCGACGAGCUCCUUGAUUGCGUUACACGGUCUGGCGAGCACUUCACCAGCUGCCAUUCGAUUCACCACGUCUUGUGGUAGACGUUGGAUUAACCCCAUGCCUGGAAAAAGUCUCCAGUCUCCGCCGACUCCUCCUCCUCUUCAGUCGACCACUCAUCGUGGUGAUUUCUCUCUCUCACCUGUUGACGAUCCGGAGUGUGAGCACUCUCCACUGCACAGCUCUGCAUGUUUCUGGCGAUUGGUGUCGGGUGGGACGAUGAUGAUGAUGAGGUGGAUGUUGGGUGGUGGUGAUGGUGGUGAGAAUGAUGAUGAUGCUGUGCUCCAGAUGAAGAAGAAGCCGUUGGUGUGA
Messenger RNA from Caenorhabditis remanei, 381 nucleotides. RefSeq lists its product as uncharacterized. The record is from RefSeq and is a predicted model, not a curated record. The transcript has 2 exons. Lineage: Eukaryota; Metazoa; Nematoda; Chromadorea; Rhabditida; Rhabditidae. The coding region runs from base 1 to 381 and encodes 126 amino acids.